Stegostoma tigrinum is the source of this 1898-nucleotide messenger RNA. It is a transcript of the gene edem2, whose product is annotated as ER degradation enhancer, mannosidase alpha-like 2. Lineage: Eukaryota; Metazoa; Chordata; Chondrichthyes; Orectolobiformes; Stegostomatidae. The coding region runs from base 108 to 1829 and encodes 573 amino acids. The transcript has 11 exons. Gene Ontology annotation, cellular component: membrane; endoplasmic reticulum. The record is from RefSeq and is a predicted model, not a curated record. Gene Ontology annotation, biological process: carbohydrate metabolic process; mannose trimming involved in glycoprotein ERAD pathway; endoplasmic reticulum mannose trimming. Gene Ontology annotation, molecular function: mannosyl-oligosaccharide 1,2-alpha-mannosidase activity; calcium ion binding.
GCUUCCGGGUUUGCAGAGGGGCCGUGCGAGGGGACUGUGCCCCGGGAACAGCAGCUGUCAAUCAAACCGUCCCGGGAAGAGCGGCGCCGCGGAAUCAAUACAAAUCCAUGUUCGGCAUCUUCUAUACCGCCUGCUUCUCCAUAGUUGUCGGAGCGGGAGGCCAUAAUGCAAAAGGCAAAGAAAUCCAGGCGGAGGAGAUGGCUCAGUACAGACAGCGAGUUAAGGAUAUGUUUUAUCAUGCCUACAACAAUUACCUGGAGAACGCUUUCCCUUAUGAUGAACUGCGACCUUUGACCUGUGAUGGUCAGGAUACAUGGGGCAGCUUUUCCCUGACAUUGAUCGAUGCAUUGGACACUCUGUUGGUGCUGGGUAACGUUACCGAAUUUCAGAGGGUUUUUCACGUUCUUCAGGAGGGAAUGGACUUCAACAUAGACGUUAACGCUUCGGUAUUUGAGACCAAUAUUCGAGUGGUGGGAGGCUUAUUGUCUGCUCACUUACUCUCCAAAGAAGGUGGAAUCCAGGUCGAGCCAGGAUGGCCCUGUACUGGACCUUUGCUCAGAUUGGCGGAAGAAGCUGCUCGCAGGCUACUGCCGGCUUUCCAGACUUCAACGGGAAUGCCUUAUGGAACAGUAAACCUCAUGAACGGAGUUAAUCCCACUGAGACCCCAGUCACUUGCACUGCUGGUAUUGGCACCUUCAUUCUGGAAUUUGCCACUCUCAGCCGCCUGACAGGUGACCCUGUAUUUGAGGAAGUGGCAAGGAAAGCACUGGAUGCACUGUGGAACAGCCGCUCGGACAUAGGCCUUGUUGGAAACCAUAUUGAUGUGGAAACAUCAAAGUGGAUAGCACAGGAUGCUGGAAUAGGUGCUGGGAUUGACUCCUACUUUGAGUAUCUGGUGAAAGGAGCCAUCCUGUUGCAAGAUGAGAAGUUGAUGUCUUCCUUCCUUGACUAUGAGAAAGUUAUUGAGAAUUACACAAAGUUUGAUGACUGGUAUGUGUGGGUUCAAAUGUACAAAGGUACCGUCUCCAUGCCUGUCUUCCAGUCUCUGGAUGCCUUCUGGCCAGGACUCCAGAGCCUCAUUGGUGAUAUUAACAACGCCAUGAAAACAUUCCAUAACUAUUACCAGGUCUGGAAACAAUAUGGCGGCCUCCCUGAGUUCUACAGCAUCCCUCAGGGUUCAACUGUGGACAAGCGAGAGGGAUAUCCACUGCGACCAGAGCUGGUGGAGAGUGCUAUGUAUCUGUAUCGAGCAACUGGAGAUCCGACUCUGUUGGAGAUGGGCAGGGAUGUUAUCGAGGCCAUUGAGAAGAUCAGCCGUGUGGAUUGUGGUUUCGCUACAGUGCGGGACUUGCGGGAUCACAAGCUGGACAAUCGUAUGGAAUCAUUCUUCCUGGCGGAAACGGUGAAGUAUCUCUACCUGCUGUUCGACCCUGACAACUUCCUGCACAAUGACGGCUCCACUUUCCGCACUGUCACCACGCCCUACGGCGAAUGCAUCCUGGGAGCUGGCGGCUACCUGUUCAACACAGAGGCACACCCCAUUGACCCCGCGGCCUUGCACUGCUGUAGCCAACACAAGGAGGAAAGGUGGGAGGUUGAGGGGCUCAUGCAAGACUUCCGGGCCACGCAGUAUGCCAGGAUGGGAGUGCAUGCAGCCAGUGCUUCAGAUCAAACUCCUCAGUACAGCCAGAAAAUACAGACUACACGUGGUGGCAAGAACACAAACAAGAGGACACAUAACAAAAGAAUUCCAGUGCUGAGCUGCCCCCACCAGCAUUUUAGCUGGAAACUUGCGGUAUUAGGUCAAGUGUUUGCAGACUCUUCCUGAUGUGAACACCUUAUGUUCUAAAGGGACUUUAUUUAUGAAAUACUGAGGAAUAAAGUUUGAUGUUUUUCA